Molecule: messenger RNA, 1206 nt
Organism: Aspergillus clavatus NRRL 1
Lineage: Eukaryota; Fungi; Ascomycota; Eurotiomycetes; Eurotiales; Aspergillaceae
Product: putative COPII-coated vesicle protein (Erv41)
Exons: 3
Coding region: 1-1206 (401 amino acids)
Biological process (GO): retrograde vesicle-mediated transport, Golgi to endoplasmic reticulum; endoplasmic reticulum to Golgi vesicle-mediated transport
Cellular component (GO): COPII-coated ER to Golgi transport vesicle; endoplasmic reticulum; Golgi membrane
Source: RefSeq, a predicted model, not a curated record
AUGAACGGCUUCUCAAAACACAGCCUCGAUGAGGAUGCAUUCGGGGAGAAGUCGAAUCUCAAAGGUGGAUUGAAGAUAUUCGAUGCUUUCCCAAAAACAAAACCCUCCUAUACAGCGCCUUCUCACCGCGGAGGACAAUGGACCGUCCUCAUCCUCCUCAUCUGCACCUUCUUCUCGUUAUCGGAAUUCCGGGCCUGGCUGCGAGGUACGGAGAAACAUCACUUCAGCGUUGAGAAGGGGAUCUCGCAUGAUCUACAACUGAACCUGGACAUCGUCGUCGAUAUGCCCUGCGAAUCACUUGACGUGAAUAUUCAAGAUGCGUCAGGCGACCGGAUUCUCGCCGGGGAGCUGCUGCAGCGGGAACGCACGAGCUGGAACCUCUGGAUGGAGAAGCGCAACUACGAGAUACACGGGGGCGCCCAUGAGUAUCAGACGCUCAACCAGGAGCACGGUGAUCGGUUGGCGGAGCAGGAGCAGGAUGCACACGUGCACCAUGUUCUGGGCGAGGUACGGCGGAAUCCCAGGAAGAAAUUCCCCCGUGGGCCGAGGCUGCGGAGAGGCGACGUUGUCGACUCGUGUCGGAUUUAUGGCUCCCUGGAAGGGAAUAAGGUCCAAGGCGACUUCCAUAUCACGGCCAGGGGACACGGGUAUCAUGCUGCUGCGCCGCACCUGGAACAUAGCACCUUCAAUUUCUCCCACAUGGUAACCGAGCUGUCCUUCGGCCCGCAUUACCCAACCAUCCUCAACCCCCUCGACAAGACCAUCGCUACCACAGAAGAACACUAUUACAAGUACCAGUACUUCCUCUCCGUCGUCCCAACCAUCUACUCCAAGGGCAACCUCGCGCUGGACGCGUACUCCGGCUCCGCGCCCACCCUGCACGACCCCAACCGCAACAGAAACAGAAACCUCAUCUUCACCAACCAGUACGCGGCGACCAGCCAGUCCACCGCCCUCCCCGAGAGCCCCUACUUCGUCCCCGGGAUCUUCUUCAAGUACAGCAUCGAGCCCAUCCUGCUGAUCAUCAGCGAGGAGCGCGGCAGUUUCCUCACCCUGCUCGUCCGCCUCGUCAACACCGUCUCCGGCGUCAUAGUGACGGGUGGCUGGCUGUAUCAGAUGUCCGGGUGGGUGGGUGAGUUGCUCGGCAGGAGAAGGAGCCGGAAGUCAGAGGGUGUUCUGACGGGUCGGCAUGAAGCGGAUGAGUGA